ACAUAUACACACCAACAAUAAUUUCCAUAUCUUCAACCUAACGGAUUGUCGUCCACCUUUCAUUCCUUUUUUUUCCUACUCCAUUUUUAAACCAUCCCACAUUCUUUCUUUCUUUCUAUUCUAUUCAUUCAAAUUCAAAUUCAACGGAGUUAAAAGAUGGCGGAUUCAGAAGAUAUUCAGCCCCUUGUUUGCGACAAUGGAACUGGAAUGGUCAAGGCUGGUUUCGCUGGGGAUGAUGCUCCAAGAGCCGUUUUCCCGAGUAUCGUUGGGCGCCCACGUCACACUGGAGUUAUGGUGGGCAUGGGCCAGAAAGAUGCGUAUGUCGGGGACGAGGCCCAGUCGAAAAGAGGUAUCCUUACUUUGAAAUACCCGAUUGAGCACGGUAUUGUGAACAACUGGGAUGACAUGGAGAAGAUUUGGCAUCACACGUUCUACAAUGAGCUUCGUGUAGCUCCGGAAGAACAUCCUGUUCUUCUAACUGAAGCGCCACUUAAUCCGAAAGCUAAUCGUGAAAAGAUGACUCAAAUCAUGUUUGAGACGUUUAAUGCUCCCGCUAUGUAUGUUGCUAUUCAAGCAGUUCUUUCACUCUAUGCCAGUGGUCGUACAACUGGUAUUGUGCUGGAUUCUGGAGAUGGUGUGAGUCAUACGGUUCCAAUCUACGAAGGUUACGCACUCCCGCAUGCCAUCUUGCGUCUGGACCUUGCAGGUCGUGAUCUGACCGAUGCAUUAAUGAAAAUUCUUACCGAACGAGGUUACUCAUUCACCACAAGUGCUGAACGGGAAAUCGUGAGAGACAUGAAAGAAAAGUUAGCUUAUAUCGCCCUCGAUUACGAGCAAGAACUAGAAACUUCUAAGACCAGCUCUGCAGUCGAAAAGAGCUACGAGUUACCCGAUGGGCAGGUGAUCACGAUCGGUGCUGAACGGUUCAGAUGUCCCGAAGUUCUAUUCCAGCCAUCUAUGAUCGGAAUGGAAGCUGCUGGUAUUCACGAAACGACGUAUAAUUCUAUAAUGAAGUGUGACGUGGAUAUUAGGAAGGAUUUAUAUGGAAACAUUGUGCUUAGUGGCGGUACAACUAUGUUCCCGGGCAUUGCUGAUAGAAUGAGCAAGGAAAUUACCGCUUUAGCCCCGAGCAGCAUGAAGAUUAAGGUCGUGGCGCCACCUGAAAGGAAAUAUAGUGUCUGGAUCGGAGGGUCGAUUUUGGCAUCACUUAGCACUUUCCAGCAGAUGUGGAUCGCGAAGGCUGAAUACGAUGAAUCUGGACCGUCGAUUGUGCACAGGAAAUGUUUCUAAUCAUGGGAAAAGAAGUAAAAAAACAAGAAUGGGUAGCAUUUAGGAGAAGGAGCAUGAAGAAUAAUUUCACAAAUCUUUGGAAUAGUUAACUAGUUUUUGGUGAGCAAAACGUGUCUAUCAACAUGUUUUUUUUUUUGUUUAAAUAAUGUACCAAUGCUGUAAGGAUUUGUUUCUGUGAAUGAAUUACUUGUAGCAGUGUUGGUUUACAGUA
This is a messenger RNA of Helianthus annuus (common sunflower), 1501 nucleotides long. Its product is annotated as actin. Lineage: Eukaryota; Viridiplantae; Streptophyta; Magnoliopsida; Asterales; Asteraceae. Gene Ontology annotation, cellular component: cytoplasm. Bases 157 to 1290 code for a protein of 377 amino acids. The transcript is spliced from 5 exons. The record is from RefSeq and is a predicted model, not a curated record.